Ustilaginoidea virens is the source of this 198-nucleotide messenger RNA. RefSeq lists its product as uncharacterized. Bases 1 to 198 code for a protein of 65 amino acids. The record is from RefSeq and is a predicted model, not a curated record. Lineage: Eukaryota; Fungi; Ascomycota; Sordariomycetes; Hypocreales; Clavicipitaceae. The transcript has 2 exons.
AUGGGCCAUGGCCUGGGGAUGCGUCGAUGGAAAUUUCCGCCAAGAACCGAACCGGCAGCUGCCCUCGGUGCUCACAAUGCGCUCGGCCAAAGACAAACUGUCGAACCGCAGCUGCUGGCGUGGCGGAUGGGAAAUCGCGCCAAGAAUCGUGCCAAGACCUGCAUGUCACCAAAGGACUGUCCGGAUGCUGAAGCGUAA